Messenger RNA from Striga asiatica, 846 nucleotides. NCBI's taxonomy places the organism in Eukaryota, Viridiplantae, Streptophyta, Magnoliopsida, Lamiales, Orobanchaceae. The record is from the annotation of a GenBank genome assembly.
AUGGCGUCGUUGAAUCUUAACCCAAACCCGUUAUUCAAACCGUCAUCUUUCCCCGUCGGUUGGAAUAAUAACCCGUUAUUCAAACCUUCAUCUUUCCCCGUCAGUUGGAAGAAUAAGAAGAAUAAGAGCUCUUUGGAAUCCCACAACCAACGAAAUCAAAAUCCUUCCUCCAUCUCCCGCAACCUUGGACCCGGGUAUGUGAAGACAAUCCACAAUUAUUUUGGUUUCGCCUAUGAUUCCACAUCUAACGACUACAAGGUGAUAAGAUUUCUGCGAAGAUCUGAUGAUUCGAGUUGCUCCCUUGCCUUGGCCGAAUUAUAUUCUCUCAAGACUAACUCAUGGAAACGAGUCGACUUUCGACCUUACAGCUUCCAUCCGUGGGGUGAUCCAUUCGCAAAAAUUAACGCAAAUGGCACUUAUUACUGGUUAAACAACGUAGACCACAAUUUUAUCCAGUCUUUUAACUUUGCUACCGAGAAGUUUGAUUCAUAUCGUGUUCCUAUGCCCCCGAGCGACAUGUUUAAGAGACAUAAAUUUGGACCUAAAUUUUGUCGUAAGAAGCUCGUUGAAUAUCGAGGCUCGAUCGGUUUUUUGGCUAAGACAUCUAAGUUCAUAGGCGACGUGAAUUAUAGUGUUUUUGAACUUUGGGUGUGGGACGACGCCAGUUUGUUGUGGCGCCUAGAGUCCACGUUUCUCGUCAAUAAGAUGCGUAGUUUUAUGGGCCUCUUUGAGAAUGAUAAGUUGUUUUAUCUACGAUUCUCGCUGCAUUCGUUGAUCCUCGUCUCCGACAUGGUGAGGAUUUCGUGGGCAGGGGCGGAGCCAGGAUUUAAUAUCUACCCGGGCUAA